Messenger RNA from Telopea speciosissima, 792 nucleotides. RefSeq lists its product as uncharacterized. The record is from RefSeq and is a predicted model, not a curated record. The coding region runs from base 245 to 577 and encodes 110 amino acids. The transcript has 4 exons. NCBI's taxonomy places the organism in Eukaryota, Viridiplantae, Streptophyta, Magnoliopsida, Proteales, Proteaceae.
UUCAUGUUCAUCAUUUUGUCUCUAAAAGCUAAACUGGAAUUAAAAUAUCUGUAUCCUUUUCUUCACAAGUUAUCGUAAAUGAAAAUCGUAAGAGACUCUAAACAGCAUGUAUUCCUUGCCUGAUGUAACAGUCUGGUGCAUUUUUCUCCUGUCAAUUUUCUGAACUGACAAAUCCAAUUGAUGACUCUUCUUUUGAAGUUUUACUCUGCUUAAAACAGACCGGCAAUUUUAGCAGGUACAUAGAAUGGGAACAUGUAAAAUCAGAGGCAUAUAUUUAAGGACAAGGUAUUGUUCUUCAAGAGAUAGUUUGACUGUUGACCAUGUCCUGCCAAUUUCUCGGGGUGGACUAUGGAACUGGGAAAAUCUGGUUACAGCUUGUGCGAAGUGCAAUUCAAGGAAAGGUCAGAAGACUUUGGAGGAGGCAAACAUGAAGCUGAACAAGGUCCCUAAGGCCCCAAAAGAAUAUGACAUACUUGCGAUACCUUUGACAACUGCUGCUAUAAAAAUGCUGAGGAUGAGAGAUGGGACACCAGAUGAGUGGCGUCAAUACCUAGCGAAGCCAACUUCAGAGCCAUGACGUCAAUGAUGGCUGUAAUGUGCAUAUCUAUACUCUGUACAUAUUGGACACAGCCUGACCUAAAAGUGCCUAAAUUCUUCUAGCUAGUCUUCUGGAUGCAUAUACAGUUCAUGUAUAGUUACCGAAGCUCAAAAUGUUGUAAUUUCAUCCCAUUGUAUAUUUACUGAAGCACAAGAUGUUGAACUGUAAUCUCAUUAAACCUUUACUUUGUACCU